This is a messenger RNA of Diceros bicornis minor, 1142 nucleotides long. It is a transcript of the gene RBKS, whose product is annotated as ribokinase. The record is from RefSeq and is a predicted model, not a curated record. Gene Ontology annotation, biological process: D-ribose metabolic process. Gene Ontology annotation, molecular function: ribokinase activity. NCBI's taxonomy places the organism in Eukaryota, Metazoa, Chordata, Mammalia, Perissodactyla, Rhinocerotidae. The coding region runs from base 30 to 887 and encodes 285 amino acids. The transcript is spliced from 8 exons.
UUGAAGUUGAAGAGCACCUCUUUUUAGUAAUGGCCGCGUCUGGGGAACCCGGGAGGCACUGGCAGGAGGAGGUGGCGGCAGUGGUAGUGGUGGGCUCCUGCAUGACCGACCUGGUCAGUCUUACUUCCCGUUUGCCAAAAACUGGAGAAACCAUCCAUGGACAUAAGUUUUUUAUUGGCUUUGGAGGGAAAGGUGCCAACCAGUGUGUCCAAGCUGCUAGGCUUGGAGCAAAGACAUGCAUGGUGUGCAAGGUUGGCAAAGAUUCUUUUGGCAAUGAUUAUAUAGAAAACUUAAAACAGAAUGGUAUUUCUACAGAAUUUACAUAUCAGACUAAAGAUGCUGCAACAGGAGCGGCUUCUAUAAUUGUCGAUAAUGAAGGCCAGAAUAUCAUCGUUAUAGUGGCUGGAGCAAAUUUACUUUUGAAUACUGAAGACCUGAGAGAAGCAGCCAAUGCCAUUAGCAGAGCCAAAGUCAUGAUCUGCCAGCUAGAAGUAACUCCAGCAACUUCUUUGGAAGCCCUGACAAUAGCCCACAGCAAUGGAGUGAAAACAUUGUUCAAUCCAGCUCCUGCCAUUGCUGACCUGGACCCCCAGUUCUACACACUCUCCGAUGUGUUCUGCUGCAAUGAAAGUGAGGCUGAGAUUCUAACUGGCCUCAAGGUUGGCAGCCCUGCGGAUGCUGGGAAGGCUGCACUGAUGCUCAUGGAAAGGGGCUGUCAGGUCGUAAUCAUCACCUUAGGUGCCGAAGGAUGCGUGAUGCUGUCACAGACACAACCUGUCCCAAAGCACAUUCCCACAGAGAAAGUCAAGGCUGUGGAUACCACGAUCAGCACUGAGCUAACAUCUGAUGCCAAUCCUCCUCUUUUUGCUGAGGAAGAUUGGCCCUGAGCCAACAUCCGUGCCCAUCUUCCUCUACUUUACCUGGGACGCCGCCACAGCAUGGCUCUACAAGCAGUGCAACGGUGCGCACCCAGGAUCUGAACCAGCGAACCCCAGACCACCGCAGCAGAGCGCACGUACUUAACCGCUUGUGCCACAGGGCCAGCCCCUGCUCUUUCUUUUAAUCACAGAGUAUUUUAAAAGCAGGCUAUCUCAGCCUAAUAAUUGAAAUAACUAUUAAAUAAUGAAUUAAGUAAUAAAUUA